AUGGUCGCAGGUUUGGCGAGCACCGUCGGCCUGGGGCAGGCUAUGUUUUUGAAAGCUACUUAUCAGUCCCCACCGGACGCCCGUGGGCCCCGUUCCGGUGUCGAGCGCCCCGUCGCUAGGCUGAACACUCAGACACUGUCUAGCUCCGAGGGGCAUGUCACUCGCAUUCUUACCGCUUCGGACGACGCGCGUGUUUCUCAUCAUGCAGGCGCAGCUGGCGCCUCCGUGUCGACGCAGAGUGCUGUCAAUGACGCGGUUGAUGCCGCGGUUGAAAGCGUUAGAGCGCAAUUGGGUAACAUUGAUCUUUCGCCAACUGUUGAAAAGCACGGCACAAAGACCGUCACGAAGCAUAAACGCAUUUUGAUUAUCGGCGAUUCUUUGGUCAGCGGCGUUGGAGGGCUGUCCAGUUUUGAGGAUGGCCCCAGUGAUGGACCGGCUCUCCCGCGACAGGUCGCGCGGUAUUUGUCGGAGAUGCUUAACGUGGAUGUGCAAUGGAAUGCCUUGAGUUUGACAGGUGGCGAUGUGCGCAUGCUGAAGAGGAAGAUCGUACCCAUGCUCACCAGGGAGAAGGAACGGGGCACAAUUGGCGACAUUUCUGCCGUCGUUCUUGUCACUGGCGUGAACGACUGGAAACGAAUUUCUCCAAUCCGCACCGCCAACAAGUUUCGUGAGGAUCUUGCCGAGUUUGUUAUUAAGAUUCGUGAGCAGCUUGGUGACGAUGUGAGCGUUUUCUUGCCGGCCAUUCCUGGCGUACAUCACACGCCUCGAUUCCAUGAGCCCUUGCGAUCGAUCGUCAUCUUUUUAAAUGACUACUGGGACUCGCAAAAGUUGCAACUCUCUCGAAGCAUGGCUGGGGUCUACUUUGUUGGCCAACCACCAAACCAUGAGUGGGGAACAAACCCUGUCCAAUUUUUCUCGACGCUUGACAGGGUGCAUCCCUCAGAGCUUGGGUAUGAUCGAUGGGCCGAGCGAAUCGCUGAGCACAUGGUCAGCGCAUUUGAAAAGAUUGCCAGUGCUGCGAAAGAAACUGUUGCCAAGGCUUCAAUAUCUGCGUCUUCCACCUUGGUAAAGGCGACGACCUCGGCAUCAUCUGUGGUGGCAAACGCUACACAAAGAGCGGCAGGCGCUGCUUCCAGAGCGGUGCAAGUAACACAGAAGUCAACCGAAGCCGUUAAGCAUAUUGCCACUAAGUCCAAUGAUGGCGCUGCUGUGCCUAUGACUGCCCAUGCUCUCGGCGGUGUCAAGCCUUCUGAACAGAACAAGUCGCCAUCGUCAUGAGGUUAAGAGGUUAGGCAGAGUAAGGACACACUUCAAUGACGAAGAUGCAUUUGCUCUGCCAUUUUCACAUGUGGAAAGAAUGAAGGUAUGUAGUUUGGGGAGGAGCCAAGCGCGGUUCACAAGGGGGAGUGGGAAGACAAGCACAGCUCUGACCACUAGUUGGACUUUGCUGUCAGGUUUUGAGGCUAUUAAGAUUAACUGCCGCAGUGAGUGGCUAGGCACCGGUAGACGUGGGUCCGUGUGCGACGUUUUGGGUUCGCUAGAUAGCGGCGUUACAAUCAAAUACCAUUGACUUUUUUUUACUUACAUCAAACAGAAACGUAUUGCAGUGAGGUGAGUAUGCGCUUAAAGAUAAAUCUUUGCAUAAUAUAUCUUUGUGAGUUGCAGGGCUCUCCCGCGCCUUGUAAAUUGUAUGUCAUCCGUUGACCAAAGGUCGAAA
This is a messenger RNA of Chondrus crispus (carragheen), 1717 nucleotides long. RefSeq lists its product as hypothetical. NCBI's taxonomy places the organism in Eukaryota, Rhodophyta, Florideophyceae, Gigartinales, Gigartinaceae. The coding region runs from base 1 to 1278 and encodes 425 amino acids. The transcript has 2 exons. The record is from RefSeq and is a predicted model, not a curated record. Gene Ontology annotation, molecular function: phosphatidylcholine lysophospholipase A1 activity.